AGGCUCGAGGCACGUCUGUGACAUCAUUUCUGCGCGACCCUUCUUUUUUGGCCAGAGUUUUCCUGCUGCUCUUCAGAACUAUGCCUAAAGUAGUGUCCCGGUCGGUAGUCUGCUCCGACACCCGGGAUCGGGAGGAGUAUGACGACGGCGAGAAGCCCCUCCACGUCUACUACUGUUUGUGUGGCCAGAUGGUCCUGGUGCUGGACUGUCAGUUAGAGAAACUGCCCAUGAGGCCCCGGGAUCGGUCCCGGGUGAUCGAUGCUGCCAAACACGCCCACAAAUUUUGUAACACAGAAGACGAGGAGACUAUGUAUCUUCGGAGGGACACCAGUCAUAUUGGAUUAAGGGCACAUCCUACCCAUCUGCAUGACCUCAUCGUAACUAAUUAUAUCUGCAAGGACCCUCUUUCCAAGCCUGAAGGCAUUGAACGACAAUACCGGAAGAAGUGUGCCAAGUGUGGACUGCCACUCUUCUAUCAGUCCCAGCCGAAGAACGCUCCUGUGACCUUCAUCGUGGAUGGAGCAGUGGUCAAGUUUGGCCAGGGUUUUGGCAAAACAAAUAUCUAUACCCAGAAACAGGAGCCUCCUAAGAAGGUGAUGAUGACCAAACGGACGAAAGACAUGGGCAAGUUCAGCUCUGUCACGGUGUCUACGAUUGACGAAGAGGAAGAGGAGAUCGAGGCUAGAGAAGUCGCUGACUCGUACGCGCAGAAUGCCAAGGUCAUUGAAAAGCAGCUGGAGCGCAAAGGCAUGAGCAAAAGGCGGCUGCAGGAGCUGACUGGCAGGUAUCAGCUCUGGUUUGAAUCUCUCUGCUGUCGGAAGAAAAUCCAUAAAAAGCCAGAAUGUACGUAGAGCUUCCUUUACUUGAUGUUCAGAGAAACUUGCCCAGUCACAGACUCCAGAAACAGCACAGCCUUGCUUCCUGUACUUCAAAUAUUAAAGCUCUGGGUGAGUUCUUCCUUCUCAGACUUUGUACUUACAAAGGAACAGCCAGAUUAGAGUGGGCGGGGGCAGGGCAGCUCGGCUCCAAAUGGAAAUGGGGUCUCGGUAAGCAGCCUCAGCUAAUAACUGCCAUCCCUUCACGCAGCUGACAAGAGUAUGGGAGGGAGACGUGGAGGAAGAAACGAUACUGAGACAAAGGGGCCUGUCGGCCAUCGGGUAUUUCACAUUCGCUAACCGUAGAGGAGUGUUGUAUAGUUAGACACUUAAUGCCCCGCUCUUUCGGUGAUGUCAGUACGUAGUGUUGUGUACGUGGUUUUUAUCUGUUCCCCGGUAUGACGAGCUGUCGGGGCAGGAAGGGCACUUUAACCUCGUUGCGUCGUCUGCCGUGGGUUCAGUCGCCCCAGACGUGUGUGUGAGGUGCUGUCGGGAAAUAAUAGGGCACUUUUCUCUGCCUCUUUUUUCCCCAGCUUCCUUAUUUGGAAGGAGAAGUAGGUUGGAGUAGGGGUGGACGGGAGUUAGCAAGAAGUGGGAGAAGGGGGGGUGGGUGGCGGUCCGGGGACAGCCCCGUGCGGGGCCGUGUUUCCAUCUUCCCAGUUAGCCUCCUGCACCCAGCGGGCUCUUUGCAUCUGAGGCGUCCCUCCCCACCUCAUUUCCUGUCCUCACCCUGAGAGGUGCUUAGACACCAUGCGGGUGGUCGGCUGUAACCUCCGCACAGUUCCUUGACUUCGCCUCCAAACGGUGACCUUUACCUUCACGCUAGCCACGAACCGCCAUGACCACAGCCCGGCGGGCCUGUCCCGCCACCUCUGAAAGCCAAGAUUCUAGAGAUCCAGAGCUCUGUUCUGGGACCACAGCCUCCACUUCCUCUCGCUUCCACUAGCCCUGUUCUGUUUGGUUUUUGAUUUGAAGGGUGGUUACUUCCUCAUUUUACAAAUGAGUAUCUCAGGCUCUGGGAGUUGUAAGUUUCCCGAGAUCGCAUAGCCAUCAAGUGAUAAAGCCAGAAAUCUGACUGCAGAACUAGGCUGAACUGCCUCUCCUGGGGGACUUUUAAGAAAUAUAUUGUUGACAACAGAUAGCAGUUUCAUUUUGAGAAACCAAGUAAAAUGCGUUGUGAAGACACUUACGUGGGGGGCUCCCUGUAGGAAAUGUGUCGUUACCUUUCCACACAUUUUCCGAAAUACUCGUCCUUAGAUACUAGCCCUAAACCGUUGGAGCAUCUGGUUCAAAUUGUGCAUUUUGCUUCAUCUUUAAGACUGCCAAUCAUGAGGUCAUUAGCACUAGAUAAGCACGUGCCCUUUAGUGUUUUAUUCUCUCGUUCUGAAAUGCUUAUUGACGUCGUUUCUCUGUUACCUUUAUUUUCUUGUAGAAUGUGAGCAGCAAAUACAGGGUUUUAGUGUUAGGAUAAAGAGCCAUGUGGAAAUUUUGGAGUCUUACUCUGUGCGUGUGUGUGUUUGCACAUUGUCAACUGUCAUAAAAUAGUAAAAUGUAAAA
Messenger RNA from Herpailurus yagouaroundi (jaguarundi), 2432 nucleotides. It is a transcript of the gene STEEP1, whose product is annotated as STING1 ER exit protein 1. The record is from RefSeq and is a predicted model, not a curated record. Lineage: Eukaryota; Metazoa; Chordata; Mammalia; Carnivora; Felidae. Gene Ontology annotation, biological process: endoplasmic reticulum membrane organization; endoplasmic reticulum to Golgi vesicle-mediated transport. Bases 81 to 851 code for a protein of 256 amino acids. The transcript has 8 exons.